UUUUUCAGUAAUUUAUUUUCUUUAUUAGUGGGUUGUUUUUUAGUUAAUAUAUUUUCGUGCUUAUUUACAAUUUUUUCAAUAUUUUCAUUAUUUUGUUUUCUUUCAAUUUCUAGCUUUUCAGCAAUUUUUUCUUUCUUUUCUAAUUUUUUCUGUUUCUUUCGAUUGAUUGACGUAUCUUUUGAAACAUUUUCUUGAUCAACGCAUAUUUUUUUCUCUUAAGUAAGAGUAAUUAGGUAUUAAAUAGAUUUAAUUUUGCCGCAUUUUUGACAUACACGUUAGAAAUAAUCGUUUUAUAUGUAUAAUUCGCUGAUAAGCAGCGGAUUCUUGGAAGCAUCAGAUAUCAGAAAUUCUUAGAUCAAAUUUUGAUAUAAGGGCAGAGUUAAAUAUUUAAAUAUGCAAAAUACUAGGUAACCCUACCUGCUCUAAAAGAUUAUCAAUCUUAGAUAAUAAAAAUUUGGUACUAUCGCAUUAUGCCGCCACAUGUCAUCAAAUUUUUGUCCACAGGUUUUUCCUUCUUCUCCCAUCAUCUCUCUUCUCAUAAAGAUUAAAAGAAGGGUAAAUGAUUAAUGAUGGUCAUUGAUUAAUUUAAGUCCUUUUGUUCUCCCCCUUUUUUUGUUUUUCAAUUUUCGGGGGUCGGGUAUCUCGAUCUUCUGUUGUUCGCUUUAUCUACGCAUGGGCCUAGUUUCCUAAUCAAAUUUUGAUAAAAGAGAAAAGUAAACUUAUUUAAGCAUUGACCGUUCUUUUAAUCUUUAUGGAAAUAGAGAGGAUGGGAGAGGAUGGGAGAUAAAAAAUCUUUAUGGAAAGAGAGAGGAUGGGAGAGGAUGGGAGAUAAAAUUCCUGAAAGGGUUCAACUAAAAUCUAAUUUAUUUCACCUCCGAACUCCACCCCCCCCCCCCCCUCAAUCUCUUUUUGACUCUUCCUUUUGUAGUAACGGCGGCAUUUGUGUUAUUUUUUAUUUACAUCAUUUAUUAGUUCAAUUAAUCAUAGUGAGCAGAAAACCCCAAAUUCUUACAUGUUAAGCAAAUUA
Meloidogyne enterolobii is the source of this 1027-nucleotide messenger RNA. The record is from the annotation of a GenBank genome assembly. NCBI's taxonomy places the organism in Eukaryota, Metazoa, Nematoda, Chromadorea, Rhabditida, Meloidogynidae.